Messenger RNA from Magnusiomyces paraingens, 2682 nucleotides. RefSeq lists its product as uncharacterized. The transcript is spliced from 3 exons. Lineage: Eukaryota; Fungi; Ascomycota; Dipodascomycetes; Dipodascales; Dipodascaceae. The coding region runs from base 1 to 2682 and encodes 893 amino acids. Gene Ontology annotation, molecular function: calcium-activated cation channel activity. The record is from RefSeq and is a predicted model, not a curated record. Gene Ontology annotation, cellular component: plasma membrane.
AUGAAUGGGAACGACGACGAAGAUAUUCCCUACGACCCUAGAAAGUAUCCACUCCGGCUGUUAGGGGCUCAGCUGGCAGUCGCCACUGCAAUCGGUGCCUCUGCAUUUUUAUCUUUCUGUAUUUUAAGACUUAAAUGGCCAAAUCUUUUUGAUGCCCGUCGUGCACGAAGAAAGGAACUUCCUGAACUCCCAAAAAAGUUCUUUGGCUGGGUAGUUAGUUUAUACAAUAUAACGGAGGAGCAAAUCCUUGAGCACGCUGGUUUAGAUGCGUUUGUCUAUCUGGGAUUUUUUAAAGUCUCUGCACAACUCUUUACAUUGCUCACAGUUUUUGCUGUGACAAUUAUCAGUCCUAUUAGACUACAUUACACUGGCAACUAUGACCAAGGUGAGGACGGUGAUAAUCCCUCUAAAACUUCAAUUUUCACCGGCACUAAAGAUGGCAGUGGCGGUGGUGGAGGUGAUAAUGAUGAUGACCCCUCUAAUACCUACAAGAAAUACCUGUGGACUUAUGUAGUUUUCACUUAUAUUUUCACGUUUUUAACUGCAUAUUUCAUGAUGCGCCAGACCAUUAAAGUUGUGCGAGUACGUCAGCGAUACCUAGGCCAACAAAACUCCAUUACUGACAGAACAAUUCGGUUAUCCGGCAUUCCACCGGAGCUUCGCACGGAAUCUGCUUUGAAAGACCAUAUUGAGUCACUUGGUAUUGGUAAUGUACGUUCAUUGCAUUUGUGCCGUCAUUGGGAUCAACUGGAUAAGAUGUUUGAAAAACGCAAAUACAUUAUAACAAAGCUUGAACAUGCUUGGUCUAAAUAUCUUGGUCCAACAUGGAAAGAAAGUAAUGCAAUUAACAAAAACAUGGUUCUUCCAUUUUCUGAAGAAAAUGGCGUUUCCUCGCGUUCAAUUCCCUUGCGUAAUGACUCUGUGUCUCAGUCAUACCGUGACAAUGACCAUAGCCCUCAAACAGAUGACGAGCUGGAACAUUUGGUGACUAGCAAUGCUACUUUACAACUCGGUACAGCUACAGGCUCUUAUCGCCGACCCAAAGAAAAGCUUGGGUGGAUGGGACUUUAUGGUGAAGAAAUCGACAUUAUUGACUACUACACCAAUGAGUUGGAAAUGCUUGACGCUCAAAUCGAAGCAGCAAGACAACGCUACUAUACCCCUACUGACACUGCAUUUUUGACCAUGGACUCUGUUGCCAGCGCACAAAUGGCUGCACAGGCUGUUCUUGACCCAAGACCCAAUCGACUUCUUGCAAAGCCUGCUCCAGCCCCGCAUGAUAUUAUCUGGAAGAACUUGUACAUGCCACGCAAUGAACGCUUUGUGCGCACAUAUACGAUUACCAUUAUCAUUGCUAUUUUAACGGUUGCCCUGAUUUUCCCUAUUUCAUAUUUGGCCACGUUUUUGGAACUUAAGACUAUCAAGCGUCUGCAACCAGCUCUUGGGAAACUCAUUGAACGCUCUGAAUGGCUGACAACUUUUGUCACUGGUAUCUUGCCUCCUCUUAUCUUUACAUUGUUCAACUUUUUGCUUCCUUACCUGUACUGGUACCUGGCUGGGCUCCAAGGUUUUGUAUCUUAUGGUGAGGUUGAGUUGUCUGUUAUUUCUAAAAACUUUUUCUAUGUAUUCUUCAAUAUGUUCCUCGUCUUUACAGUUGCUGGUAACUACUGGACAUUUCUCAAGGAUACAACGCAAUUGGCUUAUAAGCUAGCUGAGUCACUUAUGAAGUUUUCACUUUUCUACAUUGAUCUUGUUAUUCUACAAGGUAUUGCCAUGUUUCCACUACGCUUGCUUCAGUUAGGUAGCAUCUUCCAGCUUCCGUUUGUUUUAUGGCGGUGCCAAUCCCCCCGAGAGUACCGCAACCGCUACCGACCUCCUAUUUUCAACUACGGCAUUAAUCUUCCACAGCCCAUUCUUAUCUUUAUCAUUGUCAUUCUUUAUUCCGUCAUUUCCACAAAAAUCGUCUUUUUCGGUACCAUUUAUUUUCUGUUUGGUUAUAUGACAUACAAGUACCAGCUUAUGUUUACAAUGGUUCAUCCGCAGCACUCCACAGGUCAGUCAUGGGUUUUAAUUUUCCGCAGAGUGUGCCUUGGAGUUGUCAUUUUUCACUUGACAAUGACUGGCAUUUUAGCCUUGCAAAAGGCUUACUUUUUAUCUACAAGUUUGGCACCACUACCACUGGCCACCUUUUUCUUUUGGUACAAUUUUGAAGAAUAUUAUGUGCCACUAUCUAACUUUAUUGCUCUAACUGCAAUUGAAACAUAUGGUAGUGGCGGUGGAACCAGCAACUCUAGCAUUUCAGACCAAGAAAAUGGGACCGCGGAGCGCCAGGAAUCCGAAUCUGAGGUAGAACCACUAUCGCCACAUCCAACGCCAUCAUCCACACUCUCACUCCCGCCUCCCUCUGGAACAUCUACUCCUCUUCGAAAUAAAAUUCGCGGUCUACAACGCAACGUUACACGGCGAUUGGUGGAUACACAAAUUCCCAAUUUCCAAGUACGGCCGUUUUCAGUGUCCAAGACUCUGGACGAAGAGCGGGAGCGAAACCAAAAAUAUGUGAACCCGCAUUUGGUACGGCCACUGGAUGGCCCAUGGAUUGGCAUUGAGGGAAGUGAUGAUGUGAUUAUAGCUAACAGUGAGGGCACAGUGAAGCGCAAGGUUCAGCUGGAAGAAUGGGAAUAA